UUGGUUUGUAAUAAAAAGUUUGUGAUAAUAGUUGUCAUCGCUGCUAUUUUGGUAGCCGCACUAACAUUAGGUCUGGUAUUUGGUCUAAAGAGCAAGAAUAAAGAAGGACUAAUUGUAGCUGCAGUUGUGUCAAAUGGCAGAGGCUGUGCAGAAGUUGGCAGUCAUAUGCUCGAUGAUGGUGGCUCGGCAGUGGAUGCAGCCAUAGCGACGCUACUCUGUGAAGGUGCAUUGUUACCACAUAGCAUGGGAAUUGGUGGUGGUUUCGUAGCAACGGUCUAUCAAAAAUCUUCCAGAAAAAUUGAGACAUUAAUAGCUCGAGAAUCUGCACCUGCAGCCGCACAUAAGGAUAUGUUUUUAGGACAAACUGCUGUUACAGGGGCGCGUGCUGGCGCUGUGCCCGGUGAACUGCUGGGCUACUGGGAACUGCAUAAGAAAUAUGGUCGCUUGCCAUGGAAGACACUAUUCCAACCAACAAUAAAACUAUGCUUAGAAGGACACUACGUUUCUAAAUAUCUAGCAGCUGCACUAGCAUCAAAAGAAACAGAAAUACGAAAUGAACCCUCAAUGUCCGAAAUAUUCGUGAAGCCAGAUGGUUCAUUGUACGUAGAAGGUGAUACCAUGAAGCGUACAAAACUUGGCGAGACCUUAAACACCAUUGCUAAUGAUGGCGUGGGUACAAUGUAUGAUGGAGGUGAAAUUGGUAAAAUGUUUGCGGAGGAUAUCCAAGAAUUAGGUGGUAUUAUAACAGAAGACGAUUUGAAAAAUUACAAAGUUAGCUGGGAAGAUACUCACCAUGUGGUAGCAAAUAUAACUGGUGGCUAUACAUUAUACACAACUCCACUACCAUCCAGUGGUCCAUUAAUUGCUUUUAUGCUUAAUGUGCUCAGUGAACGUUAUACAGAAGACCAUGAUAUUUACUGGCAACGUGUGAUCGAAACGUUCAAGCAUGCCUAUGGGCAAAGGUCCAAUUUGGGUGAUUUACAGAACGAAUCGGAAAUGAGUCAGACAAUAAACGAAACCUUGAUUAAUUUAUUAAGUCACGAUUUCGCUGCAGAAAUUCGUUCUCUAAUUUUGGAUGACAAAACUUUUAAUGAUUAUGCAUACUACGGUGCGAACUUCACAGUAGAGGAAGAUCAUGGCACUGCAAAUAUGGCUGUCUUAGCGCCAAACGGUGAUGCAGUAACUAUAACGAGUACUGUUAAUAACUAUUUUGGUUCAAAAGUAGCUUCAAAACGUACUGGUAUAAUUUUGAAUGAUGAAAUGGAUGAUUUCUCUACACCGGGCGUAAUAAAUAGUUUUGGUGUUCCGGCAUCUCCAGCAAAUUACAUUAAGCCCGGUAAACGACCUAUGUCAUCUAUGUGUCCAGCUAUUGUACUGGAUAAAAAUGGUAAUGUGCGUAUGCUGGUUGGUGCAGCUGGUGGCACUAAAAUUACCACAUCUGUCGUAUCGGCUAUCAUUAAAUAUCUUAUCUUCAAUGAUACAUUGUCUGAAGCUAUAGAUGGCGGACGUAUACAUCAUCAACUGGCUCCAAUGGUUAUAGAUACUGAAUCUAAAGUACCUCAAAGUGUACAAAACUACUUACGAAAAGUGGGCCACGACUUAAAUGUUUUAGGAGCUGGAACUGGCUUUGCUGCUGUAACAGCAAUAGGCGUACGCGAUGGUAUACCUGAACCCUUCUAUGAUCACAGACGUGUGGGUAGUAAAGUGCAGUUACAAGCAAAGAAUAAAAUGCAACAUUAGAAAUAGGAACAAAACUAACUUUCUCAAAAAGUGCUUGUUUAAGUCAUUGUAAACUUCUAUCUCAGGACUUCUGUAAUAGUAAUUAUUGCUAUAUCAAUUUAAGAAUAAUUCUACCUUCAUGUAAAUAUAUUAAAUUCUAUAGUUAUUUUAGUCUUUGUUAUCUAAUGUUUCAUCUAAUGUUGUUUAAAGCAGUGAGAUAUGUAUAUAUUUAGUUAUUAUUGCAAUAUAUAAUUAUUGUCACCAGAUAAGAUAAAUAAUUUAUCCCAAAUUGUAAUAUAGAUAAUUUAAGAGUAAUUUAAAAGGCCAUAUAAUUGCCAUUUAAGCCACAAACAUUCCAUGAUAUUUAGGAGAGAUAAUGUGGUAUAUUUUAUAUCUACACAUAAAAUUUUAUAUAUAUGUACAUUUAG
Messenger RNA from Teleopsis dalmanni, 2147 nucleotides. Its product is annotated as glutathione hydrolase 1 proenzyme-like. Gene Ontology annotation, biological process: glutathione catabolic process. Gene Ontology annotation, molecular function: glutathione gamma-glutamate hydrolase. Lineage: Eukaryota; Metazoa; Arthropoda; Insecta; Diptera; Diopsidae. The record is from RefSeq and is a predicted model, not a curated record. Gene Ontology annotation, cellular component: plasma membrane.